UCCUAGGAGUCGCUUUUUUUGUCAUACUUCUUCGCCUUGUCUUCCUCUGCUGGUUUCUUCACUAAGAGACUCAUUUUUCCCUUUUACAAUAGCAAAAAUCAUCGCUAUUUGAAACUAGGGUUUAGCUCAAUUGGUUUGAAACUAGGGUUUUAACAUUUUGAGUUACAAAAUGGUUGGAACAUCAAUAGGAAUAGAUUUGGGUACAACAUAUUCAUGUGUAGCGAUGUGGCAACAUAAUCAUAUUGAGAUUAUUGCUAAUGAUCAAGGAAAUCGUACCACUCCUUCAUAUGUUGCUUUCAAGGCUGAGGAACGGCUGAUUGGUGAAGCUGCUAAGAAUCAAGUUGCUGCUAAUCCAUCCAACACAGUCUUCGGCCCUUUUCAACAUUUUUAAUUUUGAAGCCUUGUUGUUGGACAGCUUUUUGAUGUGAAAUGUUUGAUUGGUAGGAAAAUGAGUGAUCGCUUCGUUCAGAGUGAUAUCAAGCUAUGGCCGUUCAAAGUUGUUGCUGGCGUAGACGAGAAACCUAUGGUUGAAGUCACUUACAAGGGCAAAGAUAUACAGCUCUCAGCUGAGGAAAUUUCAGCCAUGGUUCUUCUUAAAAUGAGAGAAACUGCAGAAGCUUAUAUCAGUUCAAGUGUUAAGGAUGCUGUUAUUACAGUCCCUGCUUACUUUAACGAUUCACAGCGUCAUGCUACCAGGGAUGCUGGUACCAUUGCUGGCCUUAAUGUACUGCGAAUUAUCAGUGAACCAACAGCAGCUGCUAUUGCUUAUGGUCUUGAUAAGAAGGCGACUAGUAUGGACUUGAAGAAUGUUCUCAUCUUUGAUCUUGGUGGUGGUACUUUUGAUGUCUCUCUACUCACCAUUAACAAGGGUAACUUUGAAGUGAAGGCUACAUCUGGAGAUACCCAUCUUGGAGGAGAGGAUUUUGAUAACAGGAUGUUGAAUCACUUUGUUCAAGCAUUCCAGAAGAAGCACAAGGAAGACAUUAGUGGAAACCCAAGAGCUCUUAGGAGGCUGAGAACAGCGUGUGAGAGGGCAAAGAGGAACCUCUCAUUUACAACCGACACAGCCGUUGAGAUUGAUGCUUUGUAUAAAGGAGUUGAUUUUCAUGCAUCCAUCACUCGUGCUAAAUUUGAAGAGUUGAACAUGGACUUGUUCACAAACUGUAUGGAACCUGUUGAGAAAUGUUCGACGGAUGCUAAGAUGGAUAAGAGCACCAUUCACGAAGUUGUCCUGGUUGGUGGGUCCACUAGAAUUCCAAUGAUUCAGUCUUUACUGCAGGAUUUCUUCAACGGGAAGGAGCUCUGCAAGAGCAUUAACCCUGAUGAGGCUGUGGCUUAUGGUGCUGCAGUGCAAGCUGCUAUUUUGAGUGGUGAGGGUGAUGAGAAGGUGAAGGACCUGGUGCUUUUAGAUGUAACCCCUCUUUCUCUUGGUGUUGAUGAAGAUUCAGGUAUUAUGAAUAUAUUCAUCCCAAGGAACACAACCAUUCCCACCAAGAUGGAAAAGGGCUUUACUACUGUCUUCGACGAACAAACUAGUGUAUCGUUUCCGGUGUAUGAGGGUGAGAGAACUCGAAGCAGUGACAAUAACUUGCUGGGUGAGUUCGUGUUAGAAGGUAUUCCUCCAGCACCUCGUGGCGUUGCUAACUUGAGUGUAUGUUUUGAUUUGGAUGCAAAUGGUAUUUUAAAUGUGUCUGCCGUGGACAAGUCAACAGGGAAUAAAAAUAUGAUCACCAUCACAAAUGAAAAGGGGAGGUUAUCCAAGGCUGAGAUUGACAGGUUGGUCCGAGAGGCUCUCAAAUACAAGUCAGAAGAUGACGAACACAGAAACAAGGUGGAGUCAAGGAACGCCUUUGAGAAAUAUGCGUACAGCAUGAGGAACACAAUUUAUAAUGCCAGUGGGAAGCUAGAGGAAUACCAUGAUAAGAAGAAGAUUUCAGAUGCAGUCAGCAAUGCCAUUCAGUGGUUAGAUAGCCAUGAACUAGCUGACAUUGACGAUACCACAAACAAGAUGGAGGAGUUAAAGUGUGUAUGCAAUCCAAUCAUUGCUAAGAUGUACAAGCAAAGUGGUAUUGGUUCUGAACCAAAAAUUGAAGAAAUUCUCUGAAGUGGGAUUGUAGCGGUACUUUUAGUUCAACCAAGUUCCCGCCUUGGUUGCCUUGGCAAUCUCAAAGUCUUUUCCUUUUGUGUGAUCAGGUUGUUAGCUUUAUAUUUCAAUUUCAACUAGGUUAUAAGUUUUUCUAUUUUAUGUGUACUUUUUGAGUAUAAUCAAACCUUUUGUCUGUCACCAGGUGGUGCUAAGUCUAGCGCAUAUGAUAUGCACAUGUUAGGUGCACUUUUGUCGAUCUUAAUGUAAUUUGAAGUCUCUCAGCUUCCAUUCG
Molecule: messenger RNA, 2378 nt
Organism: Papaver somniferum (opium poppy)
Lineage: Eukaryota; Viridiplantae; Streptophyta; Magnoliopsida; Ranunculales; Papaveraceae
Product: heat shock cognate 70 kDa protein 2-like
Exons: 2
Coding region: 449-2104 (551 amino acids)
Biological process (GO): protein refolding; cellular response to unfolded protein
Cellular component (GO): cytoplasm
Molecular function (GO): ATP hydrolysis activity; ATP binding; ATP-dependent protein folding chaperone
Source: RefSeq, a predicted model, not a curated record